This is a messenger RNA of Seminavis robusta, 1167 nucleotides long. Lineage: Eukaryota; Bacillariophyta; Bacillariophyceae; Naviculales; Naviculaceae. The record is from the annotation of a GenBank genome assembly.
AUGUCUAAACCCGACAAAGUUGACACGACGUCUCGCCCUUUGUGGUGGCAUUUGGUCGACAUUGUGGACUACUUCGUCUUUUCGAUUUUUGCGGCCUUCUUGUUUCCAAGCGUCAUCGCGACGAUGAAUUGGGCGUUCGAUGUGUACGCAAUUGUAGGCUUGGGGCUUUUCCUUUUCCACGUUGUGUGUCAUGUGCCUUUCGCAGGACAUAUUGUUGUUUUGACGGAAACGGGCAAUACAGCUGGAUGGGACUCGUUCGAAGGGUCUUGUUUACAUCAUCUGCUUUUAUUUGCGGGGUGGUACUUUUUUUGCUGGGGCAGUUUGCUUACGAAAUGGCAGACUAUCAGCACAGCAAGCAAGCAAAGAGGUCAGGAAUGUGAACCUGCUGAUUUGAUGUCCAUGACGGUAUCAAUCCCAGCUUUUGGACCAUUCUUUCUUGGCUGCUUUGCACACUGGGUUGCAUUGCGCUGGUUUGAAACAACGGAAGAAAUGAUUGAGGAGCAACGUCGCCGCGACGAGGAGUGUGCCUGGGUCAACAGAGACAUUUAUGACUUCUAUAGCGCUUCUAGCCCUCCCAACAGGACUGAAGAAGACAUCAGCGAAGGUGACACUCAAGGCGACGAUGAAGGAGACGAUGAAGGAGACAAUGACGGUGACAAUGACGGUGACAAUGACGGUGAAAAGUAUGAACUGGGAUAUGAGAUCUUUUUCACCAACGCGAUGGUUGCUCUCCUUUUGUGUCUCAUUGUGGACACGAAAGUUCAAGGAAUGGAUGAAAAUGCCUACACUAUUCAUAGCACUCGCAAGUAUCUCGGAACCGCCGUGUGGUCGGUGUUGCUUGGGCUAUCCGUGUAUGCUUUUGCGGUCUUCCGCCGUCGUCAUUUCGAGAAAUCGGCCUCCAAAAACGAUGCGGCUUCAACCGACAACGAUGCGCUACAACCGCCGAGCCCAAAACAAACGACGUGGCUUCAACCGACAACGAUGCGGCUACAACCGCCGAGCCCAAAACAAACGACGUGGCUUCAACCGACAACGAUGCGGCUACAACCGCCGAGCCCAAAACAAACGAUGUGGCUUCAACCGACAACGAUGCGCUACAACCGCCGAGCCCAAAACAAAUGCGGCUUCAACCGACAACGAUGCGGUUACAACCGCCGAGCUCCAUAA